GCCGUGGACAGAUUUUGUUGAGGACGGAGAUGCGUUGUAGAGAAGGCAACAGAUCCCGUCAUGAAUUGAAAGAUACAUGGAGAUGCCUGUUGUCACACAGUGCCGAGCAGCCUUACAUCGGCGCCGAGGGUCUUGAGCGGCUGCACAGCUAUCGAUAUGAGGGCGAUGAUCCCUCGCCCCUGUACAAACACGCCCUAUCGCCCCUCGCUGACCUGCUCGUCCUGCACUGCUGCCCAUCAUGGGCUGCCCCGAACCUGGUGGGUGGAUCAAGCUUCCACAGAUGACAGUGAUUGCAGUGAGUGCAUAGGGUGAGUGUACUUUCGUGUUCAGAUAUCCUUCAUUGGCUUCUUGCUGGUGGUGUCUUCCCAUCUGUUGGCCCUCUACUACUCGCCCACCCUGAGCGAGCCCAUGCCAUACUGGUAGGCACUCAUGGCCACCCAUCCAUCCAUCGAUCCAGCCACACGUCUGUCUGUCUGUCUGUUCCUCUGGUCGUGUGUGUCGUUACGCAUGUGUGCAGGGUGCAUUUGUAUGCGGGAGUGAUGAUGUUCGUCAAUCAGACGUUUGACAACAUGGACGGCAAGCAGGCGCGGCGAACCAACAGCUCCUCAGCACUGGGACUCGCAUUCGACCACGGUCAGCCACACACUCCACCACCACCACGAGCAUAUCACAGGAGGAUGCCUUGAUGUAUGCAGCCAUGUGACGUGUGUUGGUCAGGUUGCGAUGCGGUUCAUUCAGCCAUCGGCGGCAUGACAGCGAUGGCGUCGCUGCAGUUGGGGCCGCCCCUGCAGCCCCUCCUGGCGGCGUGCUGCUGGCUGGGCGGCGCUGCACCAUUCCUGUUCGCAUCAUGGGAACACUACCACACAGGUAAGUACUGACUGGUGAGGCAACCAUGAGCACUCGUGAGCGAACACUGGGGUGCCGUUGGUUUGCAGGGUGUCUGUAUCUGCCUGUGGUGAAUGGCCCCACUGAGGGCAUGUUGCUGCUGUCGAUAGUACACCUCAUUGCGGGGGCGGUGCCCGACUCAGAGGAGUUCUGGACAACAGAAGUAAGUGAGUCAAUCAGGCCAGGCGGGAGGGAAUGAAUAGCUGGCGAUCACAUGGAAACAAAGAGGAAGGAUACGUUUGCCCGUACGUAUACGUGUACAUGUGUGUGUGUGUGUGUGUGUGUGCCUCAGGUACCAUUGCUGCCAGGUGUGGAUUAUCGUGAGUUUGGCUUCUUCUGGCACACCGUGGGGGUCGUGCUCACAUGCGGCAGAAGGUCAGCCAGCCAGCAUCGAAAGAGAACCCGUCUAGUCUACCGACAGAAGGAGACCUCCUUUCCUUCCUCUUUCGUUCCCUCAGCAUAUGGCGGGUCGCCACCCACAUCCACGGCCGCAAGGCCAAGAGGAAACCGGUGCUCAACGGCACCCUACAUGCCCCCCGCACGCGUCUGGAGCAGCAUGACCAGAACGGCCAUCCGGACGGCAUGAUGCUUCGCAAGAGGACGGCGGUGUCUGCAGCUUCAGCGGAGUACAAUGGCGUCACGGGUGCCAGGCGGCAAUGGGGACCACCUGAGUGCUCACUCACGGACGCACUGCUGGUAAGCCACUGAAAGAGAGGCCGAACACAGCUGUGCAAAUCGGACAUACGGACGUACGUGCGCGUGUGAGUGCAGCAUUUGGUGCCGUGGUUGUGUGUGCACGUGUUUGCGGUGUGGUGGAUAGGGAGUGGUAGGCCGCCCGGCCACCCCUCACUCUGGCACACGUGCCCCCGGAUGUGCUUCUACUUCAUGUCACUCAUGCACUGCAAACUCGUGGUCAGUCGGGCACACAACACAACACAAGAGGGUAUGUAUGCCCCUCCGUGUGUGUCUUUGUUGCGGUGCGGUUUCUCAGAUGCACCUGCAGCUGUGUCACGUCACUGGGGAGCUAAUGCGGCCAUGGUACGUGGAGGAACGACCCAUUCACUUAUUCAGCCGCAGGGAAGAGUGUGUCUGUGUGGUCCUGACUUCAUUCGUCCAGGAGGUGGACAUGCUGUCUGUCCCUUGGCGUGCUGGUCCUGGCACGAUUGUCAUGUCUGGCGGCGCCACACAUGUGUACCUAUGAGGUGCCUCUACUCAAGGCCGUCUGCGUCGCAGCUCUGUUUUCCCUAACACAUUUGGUAAGCCAAGGACACACGAUACCUGAGUGUUGGGCCGGCCAGGAUACCGACGAUGGUGUGUAUGUGUGUGUGAUCAAUGCAGGUGUUGACGGUGGUACCCGCCAUCGCGGCGGAACUCAACAUUUACGUCUUCUCUCUACAAAACAGGGUUGGGGUAAACAGGGUUGGGGUGUAG
Molecule: messenger RNA, 2316 nt
Organism: Vitrella brassicaformis
Lineage: Eukaryota; Vitrellaceae
Source: the annotation of a GenBank genome assembly